AUGAGGGGUCAUCUACUUGCUAUGAUGCUGAUGAGCGUCGCAACUUUGACCGACUCCUUCACUAUGAUGAGCUUCAAGCAGCAUGUACACGAGGAGGUGAAGGUAGUUUCGUCGGGUUUGAGCUUCAGGCGAUUGUGUCUGCGGACCAUGAAGUCUGUUCGUUGCCCCAUGAGAGGCAUGCACAUGAGCGUGAGCAAUGACUUCAAAGGCGAGGGCGACAGAAAAUCUAACACCGACAUCAACCAAGUUGUGUCAGGAACAGACAAGAUCCCACAAGGAGUGGAGCAUAACCAGCAAGACAAGGGAAAAGCUGAGGGUCAAUCAUGGAAGCAAUGGUCGGUCUUUGACAGAAAGUACGACCGUGAGAUCAUCAGCAUGGCUAUACCCAGCUACACAGCCGUUCUGCUGGAUCCUAUCACCACCCUCAUCGACGUUUCCUUCAUCGGGCGGCUUCCGGAAGCAGCGCUCAGCCUGGCGGGUGUCGGGAUGUCAAACACGAUCCUCAACUACUUUGGGUUCACUUUCUUCUUCAUGGUCGUGACCACCACCACAACUCUCGCUCAAGUCCUGGCCAAGUCCUACAGUGCAGCUGACGCGCACGAACUCUCUAGUCAAGAGCCUCGCGCAAGCCUCGAGGAGGUUUCAGCUGAAGGCUCCAGAGUCAUCGCCGGUUCGAUCAUCUUCGCGUCCAUCCUCGGCCUCGCGUCUUCGAGCCUGGCAUGGUACUUCGCUCCCAACCUCGUCGCGCUGGUGGGAGGAAGCAACAGUGCCGAGGCGUUUCCGUAUGCAGUAGCAUACAUGAGGAGCAAGAGUUUGGGGAUCCCAGCGACUAUCAUCUUCUUCUCCAUCAUCGGAGCUUAUCGGGGAUACAAAGAUCUCACUACUCCUCUCGUCGGAAACGUCCUGAGCAGCUUGUGUAAGGUGUGCAUGGGAUACAUCUUCCUCUUCAAGAUCGGGCUGGGUGUGGCGGGCAAGCUGACGAUGGAGGGAGACAACGACGUGACGAGUCUGGGCAGCUGUAUAGCGUUGACGUUCCUCCUUGUCAAGCACGAGAGGCUGCGACUCAAAGACUUCUGCCGGCUGCCUGAGAGAAGCUUGUUCCUCGACCUCUGCGCUCCCGGAGGGGCCUUGACGUUCAGGAAGCUCGUCGAGCAAUUCUCCUUCACCGCCACCACACGGAUGGCCUCAUCCUUCGGCUCUGCCGCUGUCGCAAGCUCGGAGAUCUGUUGGUCCCUCCUUUCCGUGCUCUGGUGGCCCAUGUCGGUCGCAGGCCAGACGCUCGUGGCGACGUUGCUGGCUGAGUGGAAUGCGACCAAGAAGAUGUCGAAACUCGAUCAGGCUCGGAAGGUCUCCAUGAGGGUUAUGGGCAUCAGCACGUCGCUCGGCAUGACAGGAGCUGCUAUCGUCAUCCUAGGAAGCUCGUGGAUUCCAUCGGUGAUGACAAGCAGCGAGAUCGUUCAGUCGUUCGCGUCACAGCAGCUUCCCUUGGUGGCCUGCAUCAUGCCCCUGUCGGCCUUGUGCGACGUCGUGGAGUCGAUCUUCAUCGCCGCCAAGUUCUAUCAAAUCGUGGUGAGGGGGAUGAUGUUCGGGGCGUGUGGACUUGCACUGGUCCUGCUGGCGGGCAAGAACUUGCAGCUGGGAAUGACCACCGUGUGGCUGGGCAUAUUCACCCUCUACCUCGUUCGAACCCUCUGGUCGAUUCACAACUUUAAUCAACGAGACUCACCCAUUCCGCCUGUCCAGCCCUGGACAAGUGCCAAGUACGGGAGUUAG
Molecule: messenger RNA, 1773 nt
Organism: Guillardia theta CCMP2712
Lineage: Eukaryota; Cryptophyceae; Pyrenomonadales; Geminigeraceae
Exons: 15
Coding region: 1-1773 (590 amino acids)
Biological process (GO): transmembrane transport
Cellular component (GO): membrane
Molecular function (GO): xenobiotic transmembrane transporter activity; antiporter activity
Source: RefSeq, a predicted model, not a curated record